Paramecium pentaurelia is the source of this 272-nucleotide messenger RNA. Lineage: Eukaryota; Ciliophora; Oligohymenophorea; Peniculida; Parameciidae. The record is from the annotation of a GenBank genome assembly.
AUGAUGUGGCUCUAGUUUCAUAAAGAUUAGAAUUUUACAGUUGAAAUUAAAAAGACUGUUUAGGUUACUAAUUAAAGAGAAGAUAAGUUAUUGUCAUAAUUUUGUGGUAUCGAAAAAGUUAGAUAUGAUAAAUAUUAGAUGGUGAUAAUCUCUUGUAGCAUUGUUUUUCUCCUGAUGGAAAUAUAUUAGCUUCUGGUAGUAGUGAUAACUCUAUCCGUCUAUGGGAUGUCAAAACAGGAUAAUAAAAAGCCAAAUUAGAUGGUCAUAGUAAU